Fulvia fulva is the source of this 2814-nucleotide messenger RNA. RefSeq names its product Importin subunit beta-2. Gene Ontology annotation, molecular function: nuclear import signal receptor activity; small GTPase binding. The coding region runs from base 1 to 2814 and encodes 937 amino acids. Lineage: Eukaryota; Fungi; Ascomycota; Dothideomycetes; Mycosphaerellales; Mycosphaerellaceae. Gene Ontology annotation, biological process: protein import into nucleus. Gene Ontology annotation, cellular component: cytoplasm; nucleus. The transcript has a single exon. The record is from RefSeq and is a predicted model, not a curated record.
AUGGCGUGGCAACCACAACCAGAGAAUCUGGCCCAGCUGGCCCAGUGUUUGCGAGACUCGCUCAGCGGCCACGACAUUGCUGCACAGAAAAAGGCCGAACAGAUGCUUCGCCAGGCAAAGUCGUCUCCAGAUAUCAACAACUACUUAACGUAUAUCGCGGUCAACCCUACGCCACCUCAAGGCAUGACCCCGGAAGCAUACCACGCAGCUCGCAGUGCAUCAGCCAUCAUGCUCAAGAACAACGUCAAGACCUCCUACAAGUCCAUGCCAGAAUCAAACAAGUCGUACAUCAGAGCGAACAUCCUACAGGGCCUACAGGAUCGCAACACGCAGAUCCGUAACUACAUCGGCAACGUCAUCACAGAGGUCAUACGACAAGGUGGCGUUCUCGGCUGGCCACAGGUUCUGCCGGAUCUAGUCAGCCUCGUUGCUAACGAGUCAUCUGCCCUUGAAACCCAGGACGGUGCAAUGGGCGCUCUACAGAAGAUUUGCGAGGACAACCGAAAAGCGCUUGACGACGAGUACCAAACACAGCGGCCUCUAGCUUUCUUGCUACCCAAGCUCGUUGAAUUCAUGCACAGCCAGAACCCAAAAGUACGGUCGCGGUCGCUUGCCACGAUCAACGUCUUCCUGAGCGAGCCUGUGGCGCUCACUGUUCGCGACCACAUCAACGACAUCCUUCCAGAGAUUGUCCGUCUAGCCACUGAUUCAAACGAUGACGUACGCCGGUUCGUAUGUCGUGCCUUUGCGCUUCUUGCAGACGCCCUUCCCGAAGUACUUGCUCCACAUAUUGGAGGUGUCAUCGAGUAUACAAUCUCGCAGCAAAAAGCUGAGCAGAACGAUGAGCUGGCUCUUGAUGCCGCAGAGUUCUUCUUCGAGGCAAGCAGCAGACCCGGCCUUCGAGAUGCGAUGGGCCCCUAUCUCAGUCGAAUCGUACCCGUCCUUCUGGACUGCAUGGUCUACAGCGAAGACGAUCAGAUCAGAUUGGAAGGCGAUGAUGAUGAUGCAGACGUGGAAGAUGAGGCCAAAGACAUUAAGCCUCAAUUCGCCACUUCGAAGACAUCUCGCGACGCAGGUUCAAACACGCAAGCAAACGGGCAAGUCAAACCUGCUGUCAACGGGUUUGCCUACGAAGACGACGACGAUCCUAGUGAGGGCGAAAUCGACGAAGAUGAUUUGGAUGAUAUUGAUCCGGAAGAGGAGUGGAACUUACGCAAAUGCUCGGCAGCGUCACUCGACAGUCUGGCCAGCCACUUUCACGGCGCCGUCUUUCAAGAGGUUCUACCUUGGCUGGAGUCGAACGUGAAGCACAGGGACUGGCCAAACCGCGAAGCGGCUGUCCUCGCUCUGGGUGCUAUCGGACCCGGCUGCAUGGACGACAUCAAGCCACAUCUUCCACAGCUUAUCCCGUAUAUGCUCAGCCUGUUACAGGAUAUUCAGCCAGUCGUACGACAAAUCACCUGCUGGUCACUCAGUCGCUUUGCGUCCUGGGCUGCACAUGAUGAAGAAGCACCGAAGGACCAAUUCUUCGUUCCCAUGAUGGAAGGUCUUCUCAACCGCAUGUUGGACAAUAACAAGAAAGUACAAGAGUCAGCAGCUUCGGCUUUUGCAGCACUCGAGGAGAAGGCGAACACAAAGCUGGCGCCCUACUGCCAUGUCAUCCUGCAGCAGUUCGUGCAGUGCUUCGGCAGAUACAAGGACAAGAACAUGUACAUUCUGUACGACUGUGUUCAGACACUAGCUGAGCAUGCCUCACCGACGCUUGCAGAACCGCAGAAUGUCAACCUCCUCAUGCCGGCAUUGAUCGAGCGCUGGAAGAAUGUGCAGGAUCAGUCUCGAGAGAUGUUCCCGCUAUUGGAAUGCUUAUCCUUCGUGGCAACGGCAUUGGGUGCGCAGUUCGCACCCUUCGCGCAGCCAUUGUUCACCCGCUGCAUCAAGCUGAUACAGCAGAACCUUGAGGAUGGCAUCACUGCGGAGCAGUCCUUCCUCGACACCCCUGACAAAGACUUUCUCGUAACCAGCUUGGAUCUGCUCAGCUCUAUCAUUCAGGCGCUAAACGAGGAGCAGAGCACUCUGCUGGCUGGUCAUGCCGAACCCAACAUGUUCCAACUGCUGGCCUACUGCAUGGAAGAUUCCAACAACGAUGUGCGGCAGUCAGCUUAUGCUUUGCUCGGCGACUGUGCGAUCUACAUCUUCCCUCAGCUCAAGCAAUAUCUCUCGGCACUGAUGGGGAUCUUGAUUCAGCAGCUCGACAUCAACAACAUCAGGGGGGACCCCGAAACCGCUUACAGGGUCAUUAACAACGCCUGUUGGUCGUGCGGUGAAAUUGCCAUGCGAAUGAAAGAGGGUAUGGAGCCAUACGUGGAACGUCUUUUGACGAAGCUGGCCGUCAUUAUGUUCAGUGCCGAUGUUCCCGAUUCACUUAACGAGAAUGCUGCGAUUGCGUUGGGCCGACUUGGACUCGGCUGUCACCAAGCGCUGGCACCUCACCUCGCCAAUUUCGCUGGACCAUUCCUGCGAUCGAUGCAAAAGGUCGGCUGGACGGACGAGAAAGGUCACGCGUACAAAGGCUUCGUCAACGUGGUGCUCGACAAUCCAUCAGCUUUAGAGAAGUGUCUACUGGACUUCUUCAUGGAGAUGGCGAAUGCACCUGGCGUCUUUCUGACGGGCAUGCAGGAGGAUGGCCCAUUGGCAGGCUUCGAGCGUGUGCUGGCUCAAUACAAGCAGAUGAUCGGUGACCCCGGUUUCGACAAUUUCUUGCAUAACCUACCUCCCAUGCAAGAGCAGGCGCUGCGCCAGCUGUACGCCUUUUAG